AUUGAAUUAUUUGGCACUUUUUGAACGAUAGCCCAAACAUUAGCCGAAAGCGACGAUUGCGUGACAUUUGGCUCUUCCGUCUAAUCGUCAAAAAUGCCGGUAAUUGUCAUCAGAGAUGACCAGCACUUCGCCACUGAGUUGGCCGCCAGUCCUGCCACCAAACUGCUGGUCGUGGACUUCACAGCCACGUGGUGUGGUCCGUGUCAGCGAAUAUCACCCGUUUUCGAGCGCCUCAGCAAUCAGUUCACGAAUGGCCUGUUCCUCAAAGUGGAUGUCGAUCAGUGUCAGGAAACGAUGCACAGCUAUAGCGUGGAAGCGAUGCCGACGUUUGUGUUCAUCAGAAACCGAGUUGUGUUGACCAGAGUUCGCGGCGCAGACCCCACAGCCCUCGAGAGCAAGAUUAGGGAACUCAUUGGCAGUGAUGUGGAGACGGGUGGCGGUCAGAGUGAGACCGGAGUGGCCGGACAUAUAGAGCUGAAUACCUUCAUAAAUAAGACCCAAUCGGAGUGUCUGAAUGAGUCGGACGAGCACUCGCUGUCCGGGUGUCUCACCAGUGGUUCCAACGCUUAUCUGGAGUCCGAUUGUGACGAGCAGUUGAUUAUAAACCUGGCGUUCAAUCAGCCCUUAAAACUGCAUUCACUGAAGAUAAUGGCGCCCAAAGACAACGGACCGAAAACCAUCAAAUUGUUCAUCAAUUUGCCGAAAACACUCGACUUCGACGAGUCCGACUCCAUGGAACCGAUCCAGAAGUUGGAUCUCUCGGCUCAAGACAUAUCCAGUGGGACACCAAUCGCAUUACGUUAUGUCAAGUUUCAAAACGUGCAAAACAUAUUGAUAUUCGUGAAGAAUAAUCAGUCGAAUACGGAAGUGACUCGAAUUGAUUACCUCUCGUUCAUCGGUUCCCCCGUUUCGGCCACUAAUAUGAGUGACUUCAAGAGGAUUGCGGGAAAGAAAGGAGAAUCCCAUUGAAUGCAUGAAUCACUGAAACUCGAAACUCUUUAAUCUUUUUAUUGUUUUCCUAUUUUAUAUAACUUAUAAACUAUUGAUUCAAAACACAUUGGUUUUAAUGAAAUAACAAUUAAAUCUAAACUAAUUUACAUUA
Oppiella nova is the source of this 1102-nucleotide messenger RNA. The record is from the annotation of a GenBank genome assembly. NCBI's taxonomy places the organism in Eukaryota, Metazoa, Arthropoda, Arachnida, Sarcoptiformes, Oppiidae.